AGGGUCAGUCAUUAACCGUGUGUCUCCUCGUCGUCGCAGCUGUGAUUUUUCUCGUCAAGAUGAAAACAGGUUUGAGUGACGUGUCCGGCCUUGUUGUGUUCAUGUCCUUCAGCUUGACUCUGUGGUCGGUGCUACUGGUCGGCUGGUCGGGUCAUGUGGUCACUGGCAUGUCAGUGUUCACAGCGCCCCCUGCUGCUCACAUGCUGCUGCGCUCUCGUCGAGCCAACUCAUUCCUGGAGGAGCUGAAGCCGCCGUCUCUGGAACGGGAAUGUCGGGAGGAGAGGUGCGACUUUGAAGAAGCUCGCGAGAUCUUCAACACUCGGGAGGCCACGCUAGAGUUCUGGACAGUCUACACAGAUGGGAACCAGUGUCAAACCCACAAGUGUGUCCAUGGGUCGUGUGUGGACCAGUACCAGGACUACGCCUGCAGCUGUAAUCCUGGAUACGAGGGGAAGUACUGCGACCACCCACAAACUGCCACCAACUGCUCGCUAGACAACGGCGGCUGUGACCACGAGUGCCAUGAGAGCGAGGAUAAGCAGCGCAGGACCUGCAGCUGCCUGGAUGACUACCUUCUACAGGACGACGCUCGGCGCUGCCUCCCCAAAAGUCGCAGGUCUUGUGGUCAACUGUUGGUAGGGAGAACGUCGUACACUCAGCCGAAGGAGGGGCUGCUGCCGUGGAUGGUGGCGGGGGAAGUGGGAAAGAAAGGGGAGAGUCCCUGGCAGGCGCUGCUGCUGAACGCCAAGGGGAACUUCCACUGCGGCGGCGUGCUGAUCCACGAGAGCUGGGUGCUGACCGCUGCGCACUGCCUGGAGAAUAACCUGCGGUUCAGAGUUCGGCUCGGAGACUACGAGCGCAAGCGGGAUGAAGGCACCGAGGUGCUUCUGAAGGUCACCAAGUUCUUCCAGCACCCCGACUACGUCAGCAGCACCGUGGACAACGACAUCGGUCUGCUGCGCCUGGAGUCGCCGGCGCCGGCCUCUGACUACAUAGUCCCCAUCUGCCUGCCAGGACGAGAGAUGGCGGAGCGCGUGCUGCACCUGAACGGCACCAGCACGGUGGUCAGCGGCUGGGGGAAGGACAGUCUGGACAGCGACCACUACAGCUCCGCCUUGAACAUCAUCCGAGUCCCGCUGGUCGGCCACGACAUCUGCGCGCAGCAAAUGUCCAACAACAUUUCCAACAACGUGCUCUGUGCCGGGGUCCUGGGAGCAAAGAUGGAUGCCUGCGAGGGCGACAGCGGAGGGCCCAUGGUCACGCUCUACCGCGACACCUGGUUCCUGCUGGGCCUGGUGUCCUGGGGCGAAGGCUGCGGGAACGAGGACAAGUUCGGCAUCUACACCAAGGUGUCCAACUACAACCAGUGGAUUCAGCAAGUGCAAGACGAGUGGGACAGAGAACAUCGUAUCCAAGCGCCAAGUGCCUGAGUCUCAAUCCCUGAAUAAACAACAGAAACUG
This is a messenger RNA of Synchiropus splendidus (mandarinfish), 1461 nucleotides long. RefSeq names its product protein C (inactivator of coagulation factors Va and VIIIa), a (gene proca). The record is from RefSeq and is a predicted model, not a curated record. Gene Ontology annotation, cellular component: extracellular region. Bases 60 to 1430 code for a protein of 456 amino acids. The transcript is spliced from 9 exons. Gene Ontology annotation, biological process: proteolysis; blood coagulation. Gene Ontology annotation, molecular function: calcium ion binding; serine-type endopeptidase activity. Lineage: Eukaryota; Metazoa; Chordata; Actinopteri; Syngnathiformes; Callionymidae.